AUGGACAAUCUGGCGCCAGAACAACAAAAUCCUGAGGAAAAGCCUCCUCGAUCGAAGGCGAGGCGAAUAGUCUACUUAAUCCUCCACGUACUGUUUCACUUUUUGUUUAUAUUGUACUUCGUUGCAGCAACCGUCAGUUACAUACUUUAUGACAAAAAUUCGGCUAAAUGUUUUCCGCGUAACGAAGCCGAAGAAAUAGCGGAACCGAUAGGAAACCUUACAAACACAACCACUAGUGAAGCCACCACCGAAAGUACUCCUGGGAAAAAGGAGUCGGAGGUUAAGCCAUUUAUUCUAUGCAGCAUCAACUGGUGCCAUGGAUACGGCUUUCUUAUCAUCUUGUUUGUCAUAUUUUAUAUAUUUUGGCUGUACUACUGGGUGUUCAAACCAUUUCUUGGAAUCAAGCUCUAUAACAAUUACCUUGAGCCUGCAAUCGACAAAUGGAUGGAAUUCAGUCGCAAGUUGAUAGUGUCCGGAAUAAUGCUGGCGAUUGUGCUCGCAGUGGUGGUGGCCUACCUCGGAUACGAGUGCCGAUCGGAUAUGAACAAGGCGAUCGGACUGCUGGGACCCUUAAGCUUCAUCCUGCUGGGGUUUGCCAUGUCCAAGCACCACAAAAGAGUUCCGUGGCGGAUCGUAACGCACGGCCUCCUUGGCCAGUUGCUAAUGGCCAUCAUCUGCCUGCGCAUACCCUUGGGCCGCUCCAUCUUCGACUGUCUCGGGGAGAAGGUGACCAUGUUCCUGGGCUACGCUCAGUACGGAGCACGCUUCGUCUACGGAGAUCGCAUCUGCGACGAGUUUGUCUUCGCCUUUGCCAUUCUGGCAACGGUGUUCUUCUUUAGCGUAGUCACUAGCAUUAUGUACUACCUGGGCUGGAUGCAGUUCAUCCUGCAGGGCUUGGGGUUUCUGCUCCAGGCCACGGUGGGCACCACGGUCUGCGAAAGCGUGAACGCGGCGGGCAACAUUUUUCUGGGCAUGUCCGAGAGUCCUCUGCUCAUACGGCCCUACAUCGAGAUCUUGACCUCCAGCGAGUUGCACACAAUCUGCACCUCUGGCUACGCAACGGUGGCGGGAACCGUGCUGGGGGCUUACGUGUCCUUUGGUGCCUCUCCCGCCUUCCUGAUCACGGCCAGCGUGAUGGCUGCACCAGGCGCCUUGGCCUUCUCCAAGCUGUUCUACCCAGAGACCGAAGAAUCGCUCACCCGAUCCGACAACAUUGAGUUGGAAAAAUCGCCGGACACAUCGAUUUUGGAUGCAGCAGCCAAUGGAGCCGCAGCGGCAAUGUUGAUUGUACUUGGAAUCGUGGCCAACAUUAUUGCCUUUCUGGCCAUUGUGUUCUUUCUUAACGCCGUGACCGAGUGGCUUUUCGAGCUAAUUGGACUGAAUAAUAUCACACUGACCUUCCUGCUCUCUCAGGCUUUUGUCCCGGUGGUGUUUGUGAUGGGAGUUCCGUGGUAUGACUGUCAAGAGGUUGGACUAGUUGUAGCCGAAAAGACGAUUAUUAACGAGUUUGUAGCCUAUAAGCAUCUGGGCACGUUAGUGAAAGAGGACAAGAUCGACGCUCGGAGUAGUGCCAUUGCCACGUUUGCGCUCUGUGGAUUUGCCAACCCAGGAUCUCUUGGCAUCAUGAUCGCAGCGUUAAGUGCAAUGGCCCCAUCCCGAAGACAAGACAUCACCGGAGUGGCUUCUCGGGCCUUUUUUGCUGGCAGUUUUGUUAGUUUCACAUCUGCUUCUCUUGCGGGUAUUCUUAUACAGGACCACUAUAUGGGCCGGCCUGAUAUCGAAAAACUUCUAAUGUUACAGGAUGUUGAGCAACAUGUAGAUCACGUUAUGUUGAAUAUUUAAGCCAGUUUGAACCCAAAUUUCAUUAUAAUAUUUACCAUUUCGGCGAUGUGAGACAAAAUCAGAGUCCUGGUAAAAUA
This is a messenger RNA of Drosophila ficusphila, 1919 nucleotides long. RefSeq lists its product as uncharacterized. Lineage: Eukaryota; Metazoa; Arthropoda; Insecta; Diptera; Drosophilidae. The transcript has 6 exons. The coding region runs from base 1 to 1842 and encodes 613 amino acids. Gene Ontology annotation, biological process: nucleoside transmembrane transport. Gene Ontology annotation, cellular component: membrane. Gene Ontology annotation, molecular function: nucleoside:sodium symporter activity. The record is from RefSeq and is a predicted model, not a curated record.